Messenger RNA from Aspergillus fumigatus Af293, 1152 nucleotides. RefSeq lists its product as uncharacterized. Lineage: Eukaryota; Fungi; Ascomycota; Eurotiomycetes; Eurotiales; Aspergillaceae. The transcript is spliced from 5 exons. The record is from RefSeq and is a predicted model, not a curated record. The coding region runs from base 1 to 1152 and encodes 383 amino acids.
AUGGAAGGCGUGUCUCGGACUCCCUCUUUUGCAUCAAUCACGGACAGUGACCAUGGUGCAUACCUUCUUCUCGUCAAUGUCUGCUUGCUGAUUGUGCUGGUCUUCUUCAUCGUGGCCAAAAUAAGCUCGUCGAUCUACCUCAAGCGGCGGCGAACGACGACCAGUUAUCCAAUCUAUGUCGGAACGGUUGUUGCCAUCAUCCAGACAAUCAUACUCCAGUAUGCGGUCAAAUACGGCUUGGGGAAGAAGCAGGGCUCCCUGGCCGCGGACUCGUUCGAACAGUACAGCAAGUACAACUACGCUGCUCAGCUGCUUUAUAUUAUCCCGGUCGCCUUAUCCAAACUAUCGACGACGCUCUUGGUGCAUAUGUUGACCCCACAAAGAGGUUUGCAAAAUGCAUGUCUUGCCACGAUGGGAGCGAUCGGCAUCUGGACAGUCUUUGCACUGUGUGCAAUCGCUUUUCAAUGUCCCCUGCCAGAUGCGUGGUUGUAUCGACCGGGUCGUUGCACGGCAAAGGGCGCGUUGAUGUACCUCGUCGCAAUCACGAACAUCCUGACCGACAUGGCUGUCCUCACGCUUCCCUUCUUCAUGAUGCACAAGGUCCAGAUGUCCCAAGGGAAAAGAGUAAAGAUUCUGUGCGCAUUUUGCACAAGAGCGCUGUUGGUCACUCGACAUUGUACGAGUUAUUCCACGCUAAUGGAGACACAGCACCGUCUUACUCACAACUGGGCAACUAGCGACACUACCACGAUCCUUAACAUCAUCAGAUACUACAUAGCAAACAUGUACACGAACCUCAUCGUCGCCUGCCUACCGACUCUAUACCACAUCUUCGCCGGGCUUCACUCCGGCCUCAUCACAACUCGACUACCAGACAAUGUCGAGCUCUCCACACGACGGAAAGGAAGCACCUACGGCAAGCAGACGCCGCUUAGCACCGAAAAACGCGGCAGCAUUUAUACAGGGAACGGUGACUCCGUUGUGACCACCAACGUGCGGACAGAUUCCCGAGAAGGCCGACUGAGCCGAAUCCUCAGUGAUGAUAGCGGGGGAACCAGCGCCAGCACGAAACAGUUGACGAUGGAAUCACGCAGGGACGGGGUGCUCAAGACAGUGGACAUUCACGUUCAUAUCGAACAUGAUUCGGAUUAG